UCUGUAAAUAUAUUUAGUCAGUGGUCAGUCUGGUCUGUAAUUGAUCAGUCUGAUAAUAUACUUUAGUUGCUGGAAAGGUUUGAUCUUAAUAUUUGCAUUAUGGUUCGUGUUAAAAACAGAUACAUUCUUGUGCAGUUUUUGUGCAACAAUCGCUCAGAGACGGAUGCUUUUGCACUUACUUCCAGUCAUUUGAAUAACUUUUUGAAACAGAAAAUUGAAAAGUACUAUGGUGAAUUUGGUAUUGCGAGCAUGCUGCGACUGCAUGUAAUAUAUUUCAACGCAAAAACACGCCUUUGCGUUAUACAGGCUCGGCAUGGACCGCAUCGUUUCGUUACCAGCAUUUUACCUUUGUUAACGGUGGCUGACACAGAAGCGGUACGUUAUCGUACAUUAUAUGUGGGAGCUACACUUCAGCAGUGUCAAAAAUUCAUUGCUCGCUAUCAACAGGAAUAUGUUAAUAGAAUGAUUGGUCAUUGCAAAGGCAUAUCCCAAAAGGAACUGUUCAUACAGGAAGUCACAGAAAUGAAACGAAUAUAGUUAGUUAUUUAGUAGUUUAAGGC
This is a messenger RNA of Sabethes cyaneus, 560 nucleotides long. RefSeq lists its product as uncharacterized. Gene Ontology annotation, molecular function: ribonuclease P RNA binding. Gene Ontology annotation, cellular component: ribonuclease P complex. The record is from RefSeq and is a predicted model, not a curated record. Lineage: Eukaryota; Metazoa; Arthropoda; Insecta; Diptera; Culicidae. The transcript has 3 exons. Gene Ontology annotation, biological process: tRNA 5'-leader removal. The coding region runs from base 100 to 537 and encodes 145 amino acids.